This is a messenger RNA of Trichomonas vaginalis G3, 486 nucleotides long. RefSeq names its product integrase core domain containing protein family. Lineage: Eukaryota; Parabasalia; Trichomonadida; Trichomonadidae. Gene Ontology annotation, molecular function: nucleic acid binding. The record is from RefSeq and is a predicted model, not a curated record. Gene Ontology annotation, biological process: DNA integration. The annotation marks the transcript as partial. The transcript has a single exon.
AUGAGCUUGAAAGAAGUAUUCGAACAACAUCCAUGGAGGUCAUUUAAGAAGUUCAAUGAAGCUGCAAAGAGUUGGGGAUUUACUAACAGAGCUGAAGUGAAAAGGUUCUUUGACAAAAAUGUUGUACAUCAAACAAAAAUAAACCCUUACGACUACUUUUUACCAAUUUACUCCAACACUCCUGACGCAUACCAAUUUGACACUCUCAUUCAAAGCAGAAAAGGAGGACAUAAACCAUUCCUCAUCUUCAUUAAUGUUAACACUCGUAAAGCAUAUGCAUAUCCAAUGAAAAAUAAAGGAACUCGUGAAGUGUUAAGAGUUUUACAAAAGUUUGUAGCAGAACAUAGCCCAAGUACUUUAACAUCAGACCAAGACAGUGCAUACCUCAGCAAUGAAAUCACAGAUUUUCUCAUUAAGCAUAACAUAACUCACUACACUACUGAAGACCAUAACCAUAACAUACUCGGCAUCAUAAACCGCUUCAUA